Messenger RNA from Ostrinia furnacalis (Asian corn borer), 863 nucleotides. RefSeq names its product N-terminal Xaa-Pro-Lys N-methyltransferase 1-A. Gene Ontology annotation, biological process: N-terminal protein amino acid methylation. Bases 140 to 847 code for a protein of 235 amino acids. Gene Ontology annotation, cellular component: cytoplasm. Gene Ontology annotation, molecular function: N-terminal protein N-methyltransferase activity. Lineage: Eukaryota; Metazoa; Arthropoda; Insecta; Lepidoptera; Crambidae. The transcript has 2 exons. The record is from RefSeq and is a predicted model, not a curated record.
GGCUGUCUCAUCUGUGACCGCGGCGCGGAGACGUCAUUCUGCGAAACCAUAUAACUUAAACAUAAAUUAAACUACCUACAAAAUUAAACGAAGAUAAAUAAAAGAGUAACAUUAUCAAAUCAACAAAUAUUUUUGAGUAAUGAGUAGCAAUAAAUAUGAUAUUAAUUACGACAAAGCUUUGGAAUAUUGGGCUGACAUUCCCCCUACCGUGGAUGGUGUGCUUGGUGGUUUUGGUUUUAUAUCAGACGUGGAUAUAAAUGGAUCACAAUUGUUUCUGAAUUCAUUGUUGUCAUUUGAGAAUGCACCAGGUACAAAUGUGGCUGUAGAUUGUGGUGCGGGCAUUGGCAGAAUAACAAAACAUUUACUGAUACCUAAUUUUCAGUCAGUUGAUAUUGUCGAACCUGAUGAAAAGUUUAUAAAUUCUAUUGAAGAAUUUGUAGGUAUCGAUAAAAAAUCCAAAAUUGGUACUAUCUAUAGAGUUGGAUUACAAGAAUUCAGGCCAGAACGGAAAUAUGAUAUCAUUUGGAACCAAUGGGUCCUAGGAUAUCUGACUGAUGAAGAUUUAACAACUUAUCUUAUACGAUGCAGAGACUCUCUUGCACAUAAUGGUGUUAUAAUAAUAAAGGAAAAUGUCACAUCAUCAGGAAAAGUAGAAAAAGAUGAUGCAGAUUCAUCUAUAACACGCUCACUUAAGCAGUAUUUAAAAAUAUUUAAAUGUGCAAAUCUUAAAAGAAUCAAACAAUGUAAACAAACUAAUUUCCCUAGUGGAAUAUAUCCUGUUUAUAUGUUUGCACUUAUACCACAAGGAGAUGAAGAUGUUGACAAAAAAACCUUAAAUCCUGCCUGAAUUGUUUUUAAUUUAA